AUGAAGGUUAUGCUUGUUGCUUGUGAGUCCUGUCGUCAGCGAAAGAGGAAAUGCGACCGAGCAUACCCCUCCUGCGCGCUGUGUCACAAGACUGGCCGCAAGUGUUUCUAUGCCAUCUAUCGGGUCACUGACUCGAUCCACGAGAAACAAAAGCUCAAUGCACCUGUCGCGGUUGAGUACUGCAAGGAGAACCUAAGAGAUAUCAGCCCGGAUUCGUGUGAAGCCUUGUCGCGAGACCAACUGUCUUUGUCCUGGGCCAUGCAGGCUCCGACCGUCCCGGAAUCGUAUCCUAUCGCCUACCGCUGGUACAUGCCCAAGUUGAUCAAACACUUUCAUAACGGACUUGGUGUUGCCCAGAUCCCAAUCACCGCCAAAUGUAGUGCUUACAAGCUGCAGACUGUUUGGCUUAGGAGCGCCAUGGAAGAUCCCUGCCUGUUUCAUGCCACGCUCUUCGCCGGCUCUUCACACUUUGAUAUCUGUCGGGGACAGAAGCAAAGCAUGAUCACCCUUUACCACUAUAAUGAGCUGAUCAAGCUGGUCAAAAGGCGUCUUGCAGACCCGGCGACCGCGUUGGACGAUCGCACGAUCGCUUCCAUUACCCCACUGGCACUAUUUGCUAAUCUUGGUGGUGAUCGAGCUUCAGCUGAAGUACAUCGAGCUGGUCUGGAAAACAUGGUUUUACUACGGGGCGGGAUGCACAACCUGGGCUUGGACGGUCUAAUCUCAUCACUCAUCCACAUGAACCGAAUCGUGUCGAAUAUCGUCUUUGAUUUGGGGUUGAGCACCGGACCUCAGUUUCAGCUGAUGCCCCCACUCAGCCUCGAAGAACGGAUCCUCAACAUGCCUACGAGACCACCAGGACCCGACACCUUCGUUGGCUCGAUCAAGGCCCUCUUCCAACAUGUUCACCAGACAAAGCUCUAUCUAAUGGCUCUCCUCCCAACAGACCACCAGGGCCAAGACAUGCCAGCGACUCGCACGAUGCCACCUCCUACCACUGAGGACCCUAUCUACCAGUGCUGUUAUCUCGCUUGCAAGAUUUUCCAGACGAUCGUCGAUGGCGGGGCUAACGGGUGCAGUUUUGUUGAGUACCUCGACGCAUUGGCGAGGAACCUGCGAGACGCGCUAGCCUUGACGGACGAGGAGGUCUGGCUGCGGUAUUUUCCCGUGCCUCACACCUGGGCCUGCAUCACUGGCGCCGCCGCGUCCAGCGACUCUCAAAUCCGGACGUGGUUCUACUUCCGGCAGGCAUCCACAGCACGAAUCCUCAACAUCGACGGGGACUACACCUUCCUGGAUGAUCUGUCUUCGCACUUCGACUGGCUUCGAAGCCUGCGACGGGGAGCCCUGCAACUCGAUGAUGAGAAAGCGGUCUAAUUAGGGGUCUCAUGGACCAAGUCUAAUUUUCUUCAGCUCGUCGGCACCCCACCCCACUUGCAAUCCUUCUGCCCAACGGAGGGCUUUAUUUUUGCAGCCCGUUGUGAUCCUUGAUCCUUUUCUUCGGCCCUGCCGAACCGUCCAGAGACAUG
Aspergillus aculeatus ATCC 16872 is the source of this 1529-nucleotide messenger RNA. RefSeq names its product Zn(II)2Cys6 transcription factor domain-containing protein. The coding region runs from base 1 to 1377 and encodes 458 amino acids. NCBI's taxonomy places the organism in Eukaryota, Fungi, Ascomycota, Eurotiomycetes, Eurotiales, Aspergillaceae. Gene Ontology annotation, molecular function: DNA-binding transcription factor activity, RNA polymerase II-specific; zinc ion binding. The record is from RefSeq and is a predicted model, not a curated record. Gene Ontology annotation, biological process: regulation of DNA-templated transcription. The transcript has 5 exons.